GUUCAUUAUAUUCCUAUAGUGACGCCGCCAUCUUAUAUCGUCAAGUAUUGACAAAUUUGCACAUCGCCAUCCUCCACCAUGUGUCACGGCCACCCUCGUCUCCACCCUUGCUCGCAUACCUCAAUCAACUGGCACUACUGUCCUUCGGCUCUGAUCGAUCUAGAAACAGGUGUAGAGACUCCAUGCUCGCACCUGAGUUAUGCGACUGCUCAGCCCAGCAAUGCCGACUGUCCUUUGAUCAACUGUCAGUUUAAGGCGAUGGGUGGCACCUGGACUUGUUGUCAGUGUAACCAGGGUCCCAAUACUCAGGGCUGGUGUACAAUGCCAAAAGCCUCCUCAGGCUACGGCAUUUCCGCUCCCGUCAAUGAGUCUCAAACUUGCGAUCAUGGGUGCUGUGCGGAGUGUGCACGUUACCUCCCAACACAAACGAACACCCCAGAUAUGACAUUCAGUGAGCUCCGCCAGGGGGCCGCUAGUCGCAAGUUUGGCUACGGCUCUUCCAGUCGAUCUCACCGUCGAGGUUCUGCCUUAUCCAAGAUCAACGGAUUUCCCCCUGUGGAUGAGAACGCAGAGACUGUGUCGCCGUCCGCAUCAGGCUCGUGUUCGAGAAGCAACAACUCGUACAAAUCAUCUGCAUCUAGCAAUACCUCUUAUGGAUCUCUGACGUCAGCAAGCCGAGGCGCGGCUUACAGGGUUGAUUUGGAGUACAGCUCUAAACGGCACAAGUCAUCCUCCAGAAAGUCAAGCAAGGAAAGCCAGAAGUCCGUGAGGGCGCACUGAUUUUUGGGUAGGCGAACUGAGUGAGUGCUAUCAAAUGGGUUGCCCUAAAGGAAAACAAAUUGUCAAACAGUGCCUGUGGGGAUUUUUGUCGAGUUGAGGUGCCCACCGUUAUUCGAAUAUUUUCGUCAACACGUUGGUCAGUGGCCACAAUCUGAGCUUGCAGAUGUGACCUGAGAAACCUAUGAAACAGAAAACUAUCGGUCAAUUUAUGUGUGUGUUUCCAAGUAUCGAUCUGCCUCAAAUUGGACUUAAUCCUUCCAGAGUGCUCCAUUGUAAACCUUAGCACCGCUUGAUGGAC
Molecule: messenger RNA, 1078 nt
Organism: Colletotrichum acutatum
Lineage: Eukaryota; Fungi; Ascomycota; Sordariomycetes; Glomerellales; Glomerellaceae
Exons: 2
Coding region: 79-780 (233 amino acids)
Source: RefSeq, a predicted model, not a curated record